Molecule: messenger RNA, 1461 nt
Organism: Schistosoma turkestanicum
Lineage: Eukaryota; Metazoa; Platyhelminthes; Trematoda; Strigeidida; Schistosomatidae
Source: the annotation of a GenBank genome assembly
AUGUCAAUUACCACUGAUAAUCAGAAAUAUAAACAAUCCUCUAUUGUAACAAAAUAUCUUAAACAACCAUGGAUGCUUACAUUACAUAUUUGUAUAACAUUUAUAAUGUUAUUGGCGAAUUCAUUUUCCAGUUGGAUAAUUGUGAAUGAUUUAAAUGAACUAAGUCCUGGGCUAGUAUAUGAUAAAAUUUCAAGAGUUCUCAUAGGUUGUUUAAUUCUGUUCAAUAUUAUUGAAUUAACUCUAAGCUUAUUAGAACUACUUUUGUGGAUUAAUAUUUUGAAAAAGAAAUUUAAAUUAUGGCUUCUUAUUGAUUGCAUAACUAUAGUCAACACUUUGUUAGCUGAAAUUCCUCUAAGUAUUAUUUAUACUUAUACAUGUGCAUGUCAAGAAUCUAUCACUUCAAUUGGUUUUCUGACAAAAGGAAUCUUCACCAUCAUAUUUAUUUGUCUACGUUUAUCAAUUUGUUUAAUUUCAUAUAUUCACCAGAAAUCAAAUGACUCUUACAUUAGUAAAUCAACAACUAGUACAAUGCGAGAAAGUCAAUAUCUACUACACAGUCAUAAAUGUGACAAAGAAUUCAAUAAAACUUCGAAUGAUUUAGAAGAAAAUCUAAUUUGGAAACAAAAUUAUUGGGCAUUAAUACGAGUCAUGCUAGUCACAAGUUUCUUCUGUUUAAUUAUUUUAAUCUGUACAAUGUUCAGUUUCCAAUUUGUUCAACCAUAUCCUAAUUAUUAUUUACAAUGGUCUCAUAUCAAUGAACAAGAUACAACGCAUAGUUCCUUCUUAAAUUUAAUUACUAAUCAUUAUUUUCAUAAUGUGGAAAUAUUUUUAGAAGAUAAUUCAAAUCGUUCACAAACAAAAUGGUUUCAUUUAUUAUGCUUAGAUCAGAUUAUACGUUUAAAACACAUCAAUGCAAAUGAAUCAGUUACAUUGGCAUUUUAUACUUAUGGUAGAAAAAAAUACAUUGAAUUUAAACAAACUAUUUAUUAUCAAAAUAAUACAAAAGAGCAUGGAAGUUCAUGUUGGCAAAAAAUAAAUCAAGAUUUAUAUAAAGAAUUCAUUUGUCCUACACCAGGAACGCAUAAUGUUAAAUUAAUUCAAGGUAUUAAAGUGUAUUUCACUUAUAUUCCACCGUCAAAGAAACAACGUCUUGGAACUGUUUUAUAUAAUGCGACCAGAGUUACCACUACCAGACAUAAAGUUGGUGGGGAACGUGAUCUGAAAUUAAAAUAUUUCCAAAACACUAUAGCUGAUUUCUCUUCAAAAAAACCAAUGUCAUCACAAAGUAACCAUGAUCAUGAUGAAUGGUCAAGUGGUCCGUUUAGAUCAAAUAAUCUUCAAGCUGAUGAUCAACAGUACACAAAAUACCGGAGUUCAGACCUUGUGUCUAUUAAGGAAUUGUGGAAAACAGGUAUUGCGAAGUGUCAAAGUACGGCACCUAUGGGACCACAGAGGAUGUAA